GCAUGACACCCACCCCAAUCUCUGAUAGUCACACUUGUGCCAGUCCACCUGCCGGGAUCAUAUUCCCAGAUGAGAAUCUACGAUAUCAUUAUUAAUAGAAGUGGGCACAGCUUGCCGCUGUAUGGUUUGAUGUGCCUCGACGUUUUGGUUUGUGAUCUGAACUUGUGAGGCUCCAGUUUCUUGAGCGGGUGCUCUCUGUUUUGCUAUGCAUAUCAUAAUCAUUGUACUACUACUUCUCCCCCUUUGACUGAGUUGCAGUAGAGCGUCACUGCACAGAAGUAGAAAAUGGUUGUUUACAGCACCCCGCGUAGCUAUCAGCUACAAGCGCUGGAGCGAGCUCAGCAGCAAAAUACCAUUGUGAAUCUGGGGACCGGCACUGGAAAAACGUUGAUCGCCGCGAUGCUGAUAGACGAACUGUUAGGGGAGGACGGGCACACGAGCGAUGGGCUGGAAGAUACCAAGAAGGCGCUUUUCGUGGUGCCGACGAACGAACUCGCACUGCAACAGACGCAGUACCUCCGUACGGAGCUCCCUCACCGGUCUGCCUCGGUUUCGGACCUGCGCGGUGCAUCGACCAGCAAUUGGGGGCCCGACCAAUGGCAACACGAAGUGAAUCGCAGCAAGGUGAUAGUGGCAACCGCUGAAGUUGCACGACGAAUUCUACUGGAUCAGCGCCUCUUGGACCCGGAGGAGUUGUCGGUUGUUGUGUUUGAUGAGUGUCACAAUUGUGGAGGACAGUCCCCAAUGGCGUUAAUUUGCCGGAAUGCACUGCACUGCCAGCAACAACAGGAAAACAGAAAAAGGCCUCGGAUUCUUGGCCUCACCGCCAGCUUUUGUCGCGGAGGAAAGGUGAACGCCUUGCAGCAAGAGCGCGCUGACCUCGAAAAGCUUCUGCAGGCCACCAUUUACACUCCGGAAGACGCUCCUCCGGUGGCAACCGGGCGCGCAACUGGCCGGGACCGUAUUGAUUCGUUUUGCAGUGCUCAGUCAGUACACUCCGCGCACUCCUCGCGCUCAGGUGCUCCUCCGCCCGCAGCGGGUACUGCUGAUGGAGUUGUUGACGAGUCAGAAGAGGAGCAUGAUCAAGAAGGCCACCGCAGUCGUAGAGAGGUGCAGUACGAAAAUGUGGCUUGGAACCGCGACAAAUUGCUGCGUGAUGAAAAAGUGGCAGAAGCAAGGCGCGAGGUGGAGCAGUGGCUUACGGAAAUCGCCCAGUUUGGCAUUCCUUUGCGGGACCCAGGCAGACACGCCCAAAAAGCCGCUCUCCUUCUUACGCAGUGUGGAUGGAGUGCGUUCGAGUACUUUCUUUCCGAGUGCUUACUUCCGCAGCUGAGCAAGAAGGCCGACAUGGUCGCCAUGUAUUCCGCAGCUGAGCCGGAAGGCCCAGAAAAGAAAAAGGAUGCAGAGCUGCUGAAAAAUCAUAUGGCGGACAAGCAGGCAGAAUUGCGCGGCAAGUGCCGCGAAAUGAAACAACAGGGGACGAUCUUCGCACGUCGGGAAGAGGAAGUGUCGCCCAAGUUCGUGGCUCUACUCGACCUCCUUGAGCGGGAAAAUGUGAAAGAGUCCGAGGGGCGUGGUAUCAUCUUUGUGGAAGAACGCGUGAUGACCGAACCAUUGCGAAUGUUACUGGAGCUAGCACGAUAUAGGGUCGGCUGCAUUGCUGGUGGCAGGGAAGAGGCAAGAUCUAGCUACGACGCGAAGGCUCGAAAGGUACCAACUGAGGCAGCGCCGCCCUUUACCACUGGUGCUGGCAACUUACGCGGUCGCGCUGCGGGUGGAUGUUCUUGUUUUAUUGUUCCUGAUUCUCAUCAUGCACAAUCACAGAGAUUUUCUACAUGAUUAUUUCAUUUCGAUUUCUCUUUCAGGUGAUGGAAGAUUUUCGGACAGGGAGGACAAAUCUUUUGGUCGCUACUGCGGUUCUGCAGGAGGGAAUCGACGUGCCGGAAUGUAACAUGGUCGUCUGGUUUGACGCCGUCACCACCGUCAAGAGCCACAUUCAGGGAAGUGGUCGCGCUCGAUCCAAAGUUGCCAAAAUAUUCUUCUUCGAAAGCGAUUGGGCCGAAAUGGAGCGGAUGCGGAAGCAACUGGAGGAGGUUGCGGGAAACGCGAACUUGGGCACGACGGACGCGCAGCGAGAGCAGGCGCGUCUCCAAACUGUAGCAGACCGAGAGUCCCUUGGCCCGAACGUGCAUCCCUUUCGUCUGGAUGAGGACCACGGUGCCAUCGAUGUUUCGAAUGCCAGCCGAAUCUUUAACGAGUACUUGCAGCUCGUGAUCAAGCAAAACGUGAAGCCCGACGCACACUUUUUUCUUUACGAAACGGAGAAGACCUGCACUUUCCCCCCGCAGGAGCGCAAGGUGCUGAAAAAGGUGGUGGUUCCCACUCCAGAGGGGGAAAUUAGCGUCACGGCCGAGGACGUGCGGCAGCAUUGGGGCGAGGUUGGUUUUGAUGAUGCACGGCUGUGGCCGAGCGCAGCGAAGAAACCCGGCAACGCGGCCAAACGGGAACGCAGCUGGUUCGUACUGGUUGCGUUAGUCCUCCUGGUCAAGAAGGACUACCUGACCCCGGACAAAUCGGGAGCCCUGAAACCAAGCGCCAUAGCAAUUCGGGAGACCUCAAAUAUGUGCGGACCCUACGCGGUCGCGCCGGAGAUGAACGUCCCAACCAACUUCGCGGAUGCCAGUGCGCCGACAUCAGGCCCUGCAGCGCCGCCCUUGGGCCCGGUAGAAGGAGCGACGGACGCUACGCAGGAUGUUGGGGAAGCGGGCGGCGGCGUACCCGACGCUGGAGUUUCUUCACUCCCCACGCCAGUUCCAGGAGUGAACUACAAGAACGCUUUGCAGGAGCACUUUCAAAAGCUUCGACGGACCGCGCCGGUAUAUGAGCAGCUGUCUGGCGGAGGUGUCGGGCAAUUCCAGGCCAAGGUGCGAAUCGAGUCAGAGCCUGGCACGCUUCUGGAGUUUUGCGGCAUCGUGCGCGGAAAGAAGAAAGACGCAGAGAUGGCAGCAGCGUGUACUGCUGUGGCGGCGUUGAGAAUAGAGAUAAAGGUCGCGCACGGAUCCUAACCCUACUGAGUGACGUGAUCGGCUUCAUAUUGCAAUUUCCACCUUUGCUUUCUUCACAUCGGUGCGUACUGUCGUAUCCCUGUAUGGACGAUUAGUACUCUAGUACUUGAACACGGUCAAUCUCCUUCCAGACAUUUUUUGCUCGCUCGCGGUAGAGCGACUCACUCCACAAAAGCGGAAACAAGGAAGGCUCACUCAUUCAAACCAUGGACCCGAGCUCGUGCUUUGAU
Messenger RNA from Amoebophrya sp. A120, 3295 nucleotides. The record is from the annotation of a GenBank genome assembly. NCBI's taxonomy places the organism in Eukaryota, Dinophyceae, Syndiniales, Amoebophryaceae.